Messenger RNA from Drosophila melanogaster (fruit fly), 1234 nucleotides. RefSeq lists its product as uncharacterized. Gene Ontology annotation, biological process: protein folding. The record is from RefSeq and is marked reviewed. Lineage: Eukaryota; Metazoa; Arthropoda; Insecta; Diptera; Drosophilidae. Bases 71 to 1099 code for a protein of 342 amino acids. The transcript has a single exon.
AAUUCGAUUAAAUUUUCGAAGGAGUUGCACUUGUUCGUCUGUGUACGUAAAACAUUUGGAGUAAAAAACCAUGCCUAAAGACUACUACAAGAUACUGGGCAUCCAGCGCACUGCCAAUGAUGGCGAAAUCCGCAAGGCAUAUCAUAAGCAAGCGCUGCGCUACCAUCCGGACAAAAACAAGAGCCCUCAGGCGGAGGAGAUCUUUAAGCAGGUGGCCAAGGCAUAUGAAGUCCUAUCAGACAAAAAGAAGCGCGGAUCGUACGACUCCCGCAAUGACAAGGGUACCCGACGCAAUACCGCGAAUCAAGGUAGCGGUUUCGGCGAUGGAACGGCAUUUGGUAGCUGUGGUGGUGGCAGUGGCAGUGGCAGUGGCGGUGGCAGUGGCGGUGGUCGCCAGAACAACCCGCGGGCCAACUUUGGACGUUUCUUCGACAACAGCGAAUCAUAUUCUACGUUCUUCGAGGAUAUCGAAAACGAUUUUGACAGCGACGAUGACGUCCUGUUGGGUGGAGGAGCGGGCGCGCCUAAACGUCGUUGCGAACAACAGUCACCCCAGUCAAGCAUCGAACAUGUAAUAUACGUUGCUCUGGAGGACAUUGCCAACGGGUGCAACAGGCGCAUGAAGAUCUCCCGGGCUUCGGGUAGGAACGGCGUUGAUGGGGUACAAUAUGACAGAAUUCUCACUGUCAAGAUACCUCCGGGCUGUAAGGCUGGCACCAAGAUCUGCUUUCCCAAUGAGGGUAUUCAACUGCCCAACCUUGAGCCCGCCAACGUCGUGUUUAUAAUCCGGGACAAGCCACACCCAAUCUUUCGCCGCGAUGGCAACAAUCUGCUGUACACAGCCGAAAUCUCGCUGAAGGAUGCUCUGUGCGGUUUACACGUGAUGGUGCCGACGCUUCUUGGCAGGCCGAUGGAACUCAAGACCGACGUGGGCGAGGUAAUCAGUCCGAAAUCCGUGCGCCGCAUUCUGGGCUACGGAUUGCCCGAUUCCAUUAAUAAUUCCCGUCGCGGCUCCAUCGUCGUCAGGUUCUCCAUCCAGUUUCCAGACGCCAUAUCCAAAGAACUCGCAUCCUCGCUCGACAGACUUCUGCAAAACUGAUCGAAUGGACACCUGGAGAUGUUAUCCGUCUUUAUGAACGGAUCAACGGAUCAUACAUACAACAAAAAAUCAUCUGUGCUCCACAUAAAAUUACAUAUUUUUUUUCUAUGUGAUUCAAUAAAGAUCUUAUAAUCU